Molecule: messenger RNA, 4201 nt
Organism: Castor canadensis (American beaver)
Lineage: Eukaryota; Metazoa; Chordata; Mammalia; Rodentia; Castoridae
Gene: Slfn5
Product: schlafen family member 5
Source: RefSeq, a predicted model, not a curated record
CUGUAAAUCUAAAAGAAAAAAAAUCAACAAGAAAUGCAAAGCCUCCCCCCACAACCCCUCCCCCCAAAGUUAGCUAAGGUUAUCUUUGUAGGAGUGCGUUUCCCCGUCCAGGUUAAAUAUUACAGUUGGGCUGUCCUUCAGUCUGCCCCUUGCACAGUGCCCCGCCCAUUAGAUGUAACCAAACUCACACGAUAUAAGGACCGGAGCCUGCAGGGUCAAGAUCUUCGCUCUGGACCUGGGAGGCUCCAUUGCUAACUGCGGGAGGAAGACGCGCUGCAGAGGAGAAACGCUGGCGCGGAAAGAUCCUCGGUGAUCCCGAGCACAGGUUCUCCCAAAGGUCCGCACGCGCCCCCAACCCUGCUUCGGGCUCCCUUCCUUCCCGCCAGCUAACCCUUAGUUUCAACUUGCAAGGUCAGCGGGCUGCGGAGGACCCGCGAGCCGGAGGCUUGGACCGCAGAAGAGGCGCAAAGCAGCCCAGCCCAAACCAAGCGGUUCAAGAGCCAGAAGGAAACAACUAAAUCAGCUUUCUUGGAGGUUCCAGCGACUCACCACCCGUCCCACUUGUCACUGUAGACCUCUGCCUUUGACCAGGUGUGGUGCCUGCAGAGGCCCCUUGUACCUUGCCACUAGUGACUCGUUUUGUCUGCACCAAUGUGGAGAACGUUUCAGGGUUGUCAGCCAAAGGCUGAGCGGAUGGGUCUCAAGAUUGAUUCGUUUACAAACUUUGCUGAGUUUGUCAUAGAUGCAGGAAAAGUCACUCUUGGGAUUCAGCAAAGGAUGCAAAUGGACUCUCUGCUGCGGACACAACAGAAUGAAGUCAUCUUGCAGGCAGUGUGCGCGCUGCUGAAUUCUGGGGGAGGAGUGAUCAAGGCUGAGAUUGAGAACAAAGACUACAUUUAUGAGAUCCACGGUAUAGGACUGGAUCUGCCUCCAGUUUUCAGAAGCAAUUUAGAUGAGAUGCAGCAGGGAAACCUCUUCUUCCUAUUUGUGAAAUCGUGGGACACAGAGGCCUCUGGCCUACGUCUGGCCACCUUGUGCUGCAACUUGUACUACAGACAUGAGACAUCUACUGACAUCAUGGAUUCUCAGGAAGCACUGGAAUUCCUCAACAAGAAGAGUCGGACUCUUAGGGCUCUCUAUGACCCCAAUUCCUUACAUUCAGAGGAAGCACAGGUUGGCGGACACUAUGAAACUGGCACAACGGCCAUGGCUGCUACUUUAUUUGGCAGGGUGCAGCUUCAGUAUCUGGAAAGGCUCUACUUUACUGAGUCCCUGCAUGUUGAAUUUCAGAUGUUCUCAGCAGACCCAGUCCAGUGCAUUAAAGAGCAGCUCCCCAAGUGUGUGUCUGCAUUUGCCAAUGCCGAAGGAGGCUACGUGUUUUUUGGCGUGCAUGAUGAGACUCAUCAAGUCAUUGGAUGUGAAAAAGAGAAAAUAAGUCUUCCCUCAUUGCGGGAGUCUGUUAAUGGCUGCAUUAGGAAGUUACCAGUCCAUCAUUUCUGUUCUCAGCGUCAUAUCAUCCAGUAUGCCAUCAAAUGCCUUGAAGUGCAUGAUAAGGGGACCCUCCGUGGCUAUGUCUUUGCGGUCAGAGUGGAGCCAUUCUGCUGUGCAGUGUUUGCUAAAGUGCCUAGCUCCUGGCAGGUGAAGGACAACCGUGUAAGGCAGCUGGCCACAAAGGAAUGGGUAGCUUGGAUGAUGGAGGCCGAUCCAGAUCUUUCCAGGUUUCCUGAGAUGGUUCUUGCACGAAGUUUGUCAUAUGCCACACCCCAUAGCAGGACUGUGUGCACUCAUAAGAAUUUGGAAUGUCUGAAAGAAAUGCAGAAACGUCACUUCUCAGUAUCUUCGGAUAGAAUUGUCUAUACUCCAGAAAGUGUCUACAAGGAACUCUUCUCACAGCAUAAAGGACUCAGAGACUUAAUAAAUAUGGAAAUGCGCCCCAUCUCUCAAGGAAUAUUGAUUUUUUCUUCAAGCUGGGCUGUGGACUUGGGUCUGCAGGAGAAGCAGAGUGUCGUCUGUGAUGCACUUCUCAUUUCCCAGAACAACAACCCAAUCCUCUACACAGUUUUCAAGUGUGAUAGGGACUGGAAGAACUACUCUAUAACAGUUGCCCAUUCUUUGAAACAGAGGCUGGUGAACACAGGUGGCUACACUGGGAGGUUAUGUGUCAUUCCCUUGGCCUUCCUUCUUAAUCCUGAUAAAACAGUGAGACCUCUUUGUAACUCAGAAGUGCAAAUUUAUCCCGAGUCCUAUAGUCUUCUGACCACCCAGCACAUGGAAGCUCUGCUCCAAUCCCUUGUGAUAGUCUUAUUUGGGUCCAGGUCCUUCUUAAGUGAAGAGCUGGGCUCUGAAGUUCUGAACCUACUCACAGAUCAGCAGUAUGAGUUGCUUUCAAAGGACCUUCGCAAGACCAGAGAGAUGUUUGUCCACGGCCUAACUGGGUCUGGGAAGACCAUGCUGGCUCUCAGGAUCAUAGAGAAGAUCAGGAAUGUGUUUCACUGCCAAGCAAGUAACAUUCUUUACAUCUGUGAGAACCAGCCCUUGAAGAAGUUUGUGAGCAGGAGAAACAUGUUCCAAGCUGUGACACGGAAAAACUUCAUGAAAAGUGACUUCGGGAGGAUUCAACAUAUUAUCAUUGAUGAAGCCCACAAUUUCCAUGCUGAAGAUGGAGACUGGUAUCGGAAGGCAAAAGCCAUCACUCAGAGAGAAAGGAAUUGUCCAGGAAUUCUUUGGAUCUUUCUGGACUACUUUCAGACCAGCCACUUGUGUUGCAGCGGCCUCCCCCCUCUCUCAGUCCAGUUUCCACGAACAGAGCUCACCAGGGUGUUCCGCAAUGCAGAUGUAAUAGCCAGCUAUCUACAAGAAACAAUGCAGAACAUCAGAGAAAAUCCUCCACCCAAUAUCCCUCCUGGGUCCCUGGUGAUGUGCCAGAAACCUAAAUGGACUCAAGGUGUUCCAGGCAACUUAGAGAUCACUGAGUACCCAGACCUGGAGGGGACGGUGAUUUAUGUAGCAGACAAGUGCCAGUUACUUUGGAGGAAUGGUUAUUCUCCCAAGGAUAUUGCUGUUCUGCUUUUCAGCAGAGCAAGUGAAAUAGAAAAAUAUAGAGAUAAUCUUCUGUUAGUACUGAGGAGGAGAAGAAUGUCUCAGCUCACGGAGGGAUCUAACCCCUUCAUACUGGUCAGGGAUGCAUUGGGUGCUCUAGUUGAUUAUAUCAUGUUAGACAGCGUCCACCGCUUUUCAGGCCUGGAAAGAAAUGUGUUUGGGAUCAUUCCAAGUGCAGUCGAACCCACCAUUUACUACAAUAUUCUGUUCUGUUUGGCUUCCAGGGCACGAUACCAUCUGUAUAUUCUAAAGGUUUCUGUCUGACAAGAAGAUGCCAGAAGAUUCCAUUAGGUAGCUCUCAUUUCUAGUUAACUGUGAAACUAUUUUUUCCAAACAUUAUAGCAUAAAACACUUAAGGGGCCCUCAUUUAUAAGACCAUAUACUCUUCUAGGUGCUGGGGACUGGAGGUAGAUAGCUUGGCAAACAAGAUGAUGAGAUUGGUCUUGGGGAAGGGGCAGAUCCCAGACAAGCAAAUAGCACAGGAACAAGAAGUUCAGAUGGUUAUAAGGGAUAUCAGAGAGUAGUUUGAGGGUCUGGAGGCUCAGAGACUGUGUGUGUGUGGAGGGGAGGGAUCAGGUGCUCAGUGAGGGAAGAACUAGUCAAAGAUCUAGUCAGAGAUCUCUGAGCCAUAUGCACCGGGUUGGCUCAGAUAUUAUCCUGAUUAUCAUUAUCAGUAUUAUUUUGGUAGUACUGGGGUUUGAACGCAGGGCUUCACAUUCACCAGCAAGCACUCUACCACUCAAGUCACGCCCCCCAGCCCUAUUUUCAUUAUUUUUUUACACAGCCAUGUGCUGAAACACUUGAGAGUGGAGUGCAGGGGAAGUAUGAAAGAUGGAGAUGAAUACUGUUGUGCAGGGCGUGUUUUGAAAUGUAGGAUAACAUGCUACAAAUUACAAUAUUUUUGUAAAGCCCCAUUAUAGUGUUUUAUUAUUUUCUACUUUUUCUUUUAAUGGUUUUAAUGUGUUUGAUUCCUAUACUUUAUGCAUGCUUCUUAGCUAUUUAAAAUCUCUCCUCUUUUUUUGCGUGUGUGUGGGAGUGGGAUUUGAACUCAUGGCUUCACACCUGCAAAGCAUGUUCUCUAGCACUUGAGCCACACCUCCAG